Messenger RNA from Trichoderma asperellum CBS 433.97, 954 nucleotides. It is a transcript of the gene ILV6, whose product is annotated as acetolactate synthase, regulatory subunit. Gene Ontology annotation, biological process: branched-chain amino acid biosynthetic process. NCBI's taxonomy places the organism in Eukaryota, Fungi, Ascomycota, Sordariomycetes, Hypocreales, Hypocreaceae. The record is from RefSeq and is a predicted model, not a curated record. Gene Ontology annotation, cellular component: mitochondrial nucleoid; acetolactate synthase complex. Gene Ontology annotation, molecular function: acetolactate synthase regulator activity.
AUGGCUUCGCUUCGGCCGUGGAACGCGCCUUUGCGCCUCGCUGCGAGGUCGUUCCCCACUGCUGUGCGGACGACGACUGUGCGACACAGUUCGUCCAGCAGCUCAACCUCUGCCAUCGCCUACAAGGCUCUGCGCCGUCGCUCGGCUCCUCUGCCCACCACCGACACUCCUCCGGCUUGGUCGGCCCAAGCCGCCGUCUCCAACAUUCUCUAUGAGACGCCUACUCCCUCCAUGGCGCCCCCGAAGCGUCACAUCCUCAACUGUCUGGUCCAGAACGAGCCGGGUGUGCUCUCUCGCCUCUCUGGUAUUCUCGCUGCCCGAGGCUUCAACAUUGACUCCCUGGUUGUGUGCAGCACCGAGGUGGAGGAUCUGUCUCGCAUGACCAUUGUCUUGACUGGCCAGGACGGCGUUGUCGAGCAGGCCAGAAGACAGUUGGAAGACCUGGUGCCUGUCUGGGCUGUGCUAGAUUACAGCAACGCAGCUCUGGUCCAACGCGAACUCCUUCUUGCCAAGGUCAACAUUCUCGGACCCGAGUAUUUCGAGGAGCUGCUCGCUCACCACCGCGAAAUCAGCAGCGGCGAGCAUGAGGGCGAGCCUGUCAACGAGUUUGAGCGAACUCUCGAAGAGUCAGCCAAGGACUUCCACCCUAGCAAGCUUGCUGCCAGUGAGGCUCUUCGCCACAAGCACGAGCACUUGAAGACUAUCACCUACUUCACCCACCAAUUCGGAGGCAAGGUGCUGGAUAUUAGCACUACCAGCUGCAUUGUUGAAGUCUCCGCUAAGCAGUCGAGAAUCGACUCAUUCUUGAAGCUGGUUUCUCCCUUUGGAAUUCUGGAAUCUGCCCGUACUGGUCUCAUGGCCCUACCCAGAUCACCCCUUGCCAAGCACACUGAGGAGCCUAUGAUCAAAGAUGCCGACGAGGUUGUCGAUGCUAGCCAGCUUCCUCCUGGCUAA